Molecule: messenger RNA, 9328 nt
Organism: Zootoca vivipara (common lizard)
Lineage: Eukaryota; Metazoa; Chordata; Lepidosauria; Squamata; Lacertidae
Gene: AAMP
Product: angio associated migratory cell protein
Cellular component (GO): cytosol
Molecular function (GO): protein binding
Source: RefSeq, a predicted model, not a curated record
GUAGGCGCGUGCGGGUUGCUGGUAGGCUGAAGUCGGCAGCAUGGCGGAACCCGCAGACGGGGCAGACUUGGAGGCGGCCUCGGAGGGGCUCUUGCUGAUGGCAGCCGGCGAUGAGGAGGGGGCCGCGGAGGAGAUCGUGGAGGUGGUGGACCUUGAGGCGCCUGGACCCGAUGAUCUAGCUGAUGAAAUGGAAGAUGUGGAUUUAGAUGAAGAGGAGGCUGAUUGGGAGGACGUUGAGGCAGAGGAAGGCAUGGAGGCCCAAGAUGACAGUGAGGUCACAUUCUCCAAACACACAGCGUCUGUUUUCUGCGUCAGUCUUGACCCCAAGACCAACACGCUGGCAGUUACAGGCGGUGAAGAUGACAAGGCUUUUGUGUGGCGCCUCAGUGAUGGUGAGCUCCUCUUCGAAUGCUCAGGACACAAAGAUUCCGUCACUUGUGCUGGUUUCAGCCAUGAUUCCACAUUCGUGGCCACGGGUGACAUGAGUGGACUGAUAAAAGUCUGGCGGGUGGACGCCAAAGAGGAGAUCUGGUCUUUCGAAGCGGGUGACUUGGAGUGGAUGGAGUGGCACCCUCAGUCCCAUGUCCUUCUGGCUGGCACUGCUGACGGCAACUCCUGGAUGUGGAAGAUUCCUAGUGGAGAGUGCAAGACCUUCCAAGGGCCAUCCUGUCCAGCUACGUGUGGUCAUGUCCUUCCUGAUGGGAGGAGAGCUGUGGUCGGUUACGAAGAUGGGACCGUGCGCAUCUGGGAUCUGAAGCAGGGCAGCUCGCUGCACGUCCUCAAAGGUCAGGACGGGCACCAGGGCCCGUUGACGUGCGUGGCCAGCAAUAAGGAUGGCAGCCUAGUCCUGACAGGCUCUGUUGACUGCCAUGCCAAGCUGGUGAGCUCUGCAACUGGCAAGGUUGUGUCUGUGUUCAGGGAAGAGGCCAUUGUCCCCAAGUCUUCUGCUGAGGAGGCUGAAUCCAACUCAGUUGAAUCUCUGGGCUUCUGCAAUGUGAUGCCGCUGGCUGCUGUUGGCUACUUGGACGGGACCUUGGCCAUUUAUGACGUUGCCACACAGACCCUGAGACACAACUGCCAGCAUGAGUCGGGGAUUGUGCAGCUCCUGUGGGAAGAGAGUUCCCCUGUGGUCUACACCUGCACCCUGGGUGGGGCUGUGUGCCUCUGGGACGCCCGCUCAGGCAAGCUGAUCAGCGAGUACCGGGGCCACUCAGCGGAAAUCCUGGACUUCGCUUUGAACAAAGAUGCUUCCAUUGUGGUUACCACUUCUGGCGACCAUCAGGCCAAGGUCUUCUGUGUGCAGCGCCCUGACCGCUAACAGGGCUCCGUUUGAGCAGUGAUUGGCACUGUGAAGAAGCAGUUCUGUGUGGAUGCAAGUGGCCACACCAGUGCGACUGUGGUGGGGUGGGCAGGAUGGUUGUCAUCCCGUCUAAGAGGGCAUCUAAUGUUUUUGGGAAGGGGAGGCUUUGCCACCCUAUCCCCUGACUGUCCAAGGGCUAGUUUUUUGGAGUUUUGGAUGAGAAGCUUUUAAUUAUUCCCCCUGCCUACUGAAGAGCUACAAAGGUGUGCAAACACACUGUGUCUGGUCUGGGGGAUAGAUCAUCUGCAUGACUGUGGUGGGAGAGGUGUGCCGUGCCUUUUUCUGCAUUUUUUCUGGUAUGGCUCCCCCUUGUAUAACUUGCGAAGGAGUGUGCAAAAAUCCUAGUAAUCAAAUGCAUUGGCUUCCAUCUGCCUCUGCAUAAGCUGAAAUGACAAGGAAAUAUGUCCUCCCACCUCCCCUGUUUGAAACCUUUGCCCUUGGUCUGGGUGAGCAAAUCAUGUGGCUUAGCAGGGAGGGAUCAGUUUUAGCCAGAGUUCUGAUACUCACACAUUGUCUUGGAAACAUCAUCUUAUGGUUGGUUGAAUAGAUCAGCCUGGGAGUUGGGCAAUGGAUCUCUCCAGCAACAAAUACACAAUUUGUUCGAACGAUCCCUCUAACCUCUGCUAUAUUAGAUGACACCGUGAUGCAAUAAAAAAAGAACAAAUGAAAAAGAAAGGCUUUCAUUUUCGCAAGGACAUCGUUUGGGGACCUAUUUGUCCAUGGUCAAACAGUGAGUCUGUUGACUGUUGUCUACUCCCAAACCAAUGGUCAUUAAAUAAAAAUAAAAAUGUGUGCUUACGUUCCUGAAAAACUGGAAAGGGGGAAUGAAUGAACACAUGGAGGCAUCCCUUGUUCCUCCGCCAGCUAGUUCCCUGGUCUCAGCAAAGAGAGCUGAGUUGGGGGUUCUGUUGAGAAGUGGUCAAUGGUUCCUUGGUUUACUCAGUAACCUCUACUGCAUAACAGAUCAGACCCCAGUAUCAGCCAGAUGCGUGCAAAUGGAGUACAACUAUUCUAGACAUCUUACUAUUUGAGGUAUCUUACGCUGUGGUGACCUUGGAAGGAGUUGGGGGCUCCCUCUCUUCCAGGGCUAGCGCAGUGUCAGAAGAGGGGGAGGGUGGGGAAGAAGAAUGCUCCACCGCACGUUGCGUUUUUGCCAGCUAGUUGUUGAAAGUGCUGCCCUACGCUGAGGGAGGCGGGAACAGAAAAUGUAUGUGAGAGGGGAUGCGGUGUCUCUUAUGAGAAACAGUAACAGGAGGAAGUUCAUGGGAUGCAGUUUUCGCUGCCUGUGCUAACUGUACCUGCCCCACAGCCACUAACAGCUCAAGAGGCUUCUUUGAAGUCAGUCUUCGCCAAUCAUGGGCCUUUAGAAGAUUGUCACUAGCAUGUUCUCUGCUUCCCAGAGUUGCUGCUCAUUGUGUGUGUGUGUGUGUGUGUGUGUGUGUGUGUGUGUGUGUAUUGUCGCCAUAAAAGUCUUGUUCAGAGGACCAGUUGGAGGGUCCUAACCCAGGGUAAUGUAGAAGUUGAACAUAGAAAGCUAUCUUAUACUGCAGCAGACUGUUGACUGAUAUAGCUCUGUAUUGUCUCCGUAGCUACUGACUAAAUAAAGUGCGACAGGAGCUGGAAAGACAUGCUAGUAUUUUAAACAAAAUGUCAAGUAUCUGUUUAGGAUAUCCUGGGACAGAUGAAUUAGCCUGUCCCACCAGUAGGAGGCCAUUGGUUUCUGAUUUGAGUGCUAUAGAGGUGUCCCUUGUGUUUAGAAGUGGACUGGGAAAUAGGAGUAAAAUCCACUUGUGCCUUUGCACUUGUGAAAUGGCUUUUGAUCCAUCAGGCACUUCUGAUAACUUAAGAAAAGAGAUGUGGUUUUUGGUUUUUUCUCACUGCAGUCCCAAAGGCUAUUACAGUGGUGGUGGUGGGGACCCUCCAAAAUGGUUUGCAGGGGAAGAGGGGGGGAAAUGGAUUCUCCUUUACUUCAGUGGAUGUCUUCACCGAAUUAAAAGCUAAUCUGUGAGCAGAAUGGUGGCAUGGUUGGAUUUCAAAGCAUGUGAUCUCCAGCAAGGAAUCCUGGGAACUGUCGUUUGUUAAGGGUGCUCUGUGAGGAGGAAACUCUUAAUUACCAGGAUUGUUUGGGGAAAGUUGUGCACUUCAGAUGUCCGUUGAAUAUGUUUUAAAAUGUAUAGUGUGGAUCUGCCCUGCCCAAAGUGUGUAUGUGUGUGCAGGUGGUGGUAAGAAUUCCAACAGUCAACUAUUGAAAAAAGUAUAGAAAAUGACUUUUUGUAAUUGGGUUGCAUCACCUGCUGUGGUUCUUUUAUUUUUUGAUGCACGCACUGCUGCUUAGAACAGUCAUGAAGAGGGCAAAGCCUGUUGCAUAGGCAACCACCCAACAACACUUCUUUUCUUUCCAUGCAAAUAUGUUUUGUGUGUAUAGCAAUGCCUUUAAUCAUGAUUGGUUUGCCUGGCAAAUUUUGAAAUUUGCCUGUUCACAAAGCAAGGUUCAUUUUGUUACCAAAUGCUCAGAAACAUUUGUUCCCCCAGCAGUCAGGCUAGCAUGAUUUGCUUUUGUUUCCAUGAAGCAACGUCCUACACUAGGACUAAACAUGAAGAGCCACACCAUUGCUCUGUAUGUUUUCUUAAAAGUUCAAGCCGGCUUCAGCAAUGAACCAUCCCACACAGUGACUACCGUUCUGCGCCUCCUGGUCUGAGGAAUGCAGACCAUGAGCUCUCGAUAUUCUUGACUUAAAUCAGCCUUGUCAACAAGCCCACAAAAGUUGCAGAAAUGUUUGUUAGCCUGCUGGGGCUGUUCCCCUUGCACCUGGUUCAGUGCAUGGCGGCGGGGGGGGGGCUUCCAUCUGCCGGCACCCUACUUGGUUUCUAAGGUGAUCUGAGGAAGGAAGAUGUUCUCUGUCCUCCCCCACCCCCACCCCCUGUAGUAGGGAUUGUUGAAUUUUUCAACUUUCAAAUUCCAAAAGUGAGGAAUUUGCUAAAAAGUUGCAACGUAACUUGGGAAUUCCAAAGAUAUUUUGGUUAAAUUAAUAUCAUUUAGUUUUGCUUAAAAGGUAAAAUGUGUAAAAUUGCAUAGAAAUCAUUAGAAAUGAUUGCCAAGUACUUGUAAGUUUUAUAUAAAUAUUAUUGUUAUUACUUAUCAUUUUCAGAAGGUAAAAUUAAAAUUCUUUGCUUUUCUGAGAGCAGUUUUUGUGCUUUUUAAUCAAAUGUAGAUUUACCAAGCUAAAUGUUGUCCAAGAAAAAAAUAAUAAUAGCAGAUUUGAAUUCCUCAUGCCCCAAAAUGUAUUUUUAAGACCUCUGAAGAAAUUUGCAAAAAUUAAAUUCCACCCCCUAAAAUGACAUGCUCUACUCCACCAGCACAAUCGUUUUUCUACAUGUGUUCACCUGCAUGCCAUUCCUUGUCGCCUAGGGUGAUCACCCCUUUUCACCACUUUUUCUGGAGCUAGACAGCCCGACUCAGAAUAGAUCUAUUUUGUAAACUGAACCGACACGUUCCUGGUUCUCUGGUUAUCCUUAAUAAGCCUUAAUGGGUCUGUUGUUGUGGAUGAGAGAGUGUCACUCUCAUGGCAGAAGAGACAUGGAAAAAGACCACAUGUGCAACAGCAAGAUUAAAACACCAGGAAGAUGUAACAGAUCUAGAGCAUGUGACCCUCCAGAUGUUGUCAUAGAGGUGAUGACCAUUUUGUGCAUGUUCAAUUGAUGCGCAACCGACACGUGUGUUGCUUUUGGCACCAGAAGGGGGUGGAAUGGACUUUCAUGUGACCACUGAUGUGUGCAUAGACCCAGAACACAACCCCUGUGCAAAUAGGGACUUGCCUGUACUACAGUUCUCAUCGUUCCUGACUGGUACUGAUGUCAGCUUGAGCACAACAGAAUCUGCAGAGCCACAGGUUAGCCACUCCUCUGAGCAUCUUUCUGUCACCAGGGGUCUGCCACUGAGAGUAUGCCUAUUACUGUAUGGAGGAAAUACUUACAUGGAAGUAUAUUUUGUGCCUAAUGAAGAAUGGAACAUCCAGUUCUGUUACUUUUUACUGAUGAUACUAAGUGUAUAUCAGUCUUUCCAAUAUGAUGGCCUCCAAUUGGGAAUUAUUGGGUUCCCAGUUAAAUUGUUGGGCUCCCACCCAACUCCUAUCAGCUUCAGCCAGUAGUCAAGAAUGAUGGGAGUUGUAGUUCAACAUCUGCAGGACUACAUGUUAGGCUCCUCUGGAAUAUGUAAUGCCUGAGUCUGUCUUAAAAUAAACUGAUUGGUUUUGUUUCCCAGUACAGUACAUGAAUAUCAUGCAAUGAUAUCUGUUUCUGGGAAUGUAAGCCACAGAUUUUCUUCCUAGAUAUGCUUUUUGCAAAUGUAAACAGUGAUUCUCUUGGGAAAAUGUUGGCCUUUAUCUAGCAGUCCAGAACUGAGAUGAACUUAAAUAGUUACCAAAUGACGUUGGAGGGCCAGUGCGACCUUAUCUAGUUCAUACACCAAUCCCUCCAUGUCCAGAUGGUGGUGUGGGCUCUGAGAGAAGCAAGCAAAAUGAUUUAACCAGAGGCUCAUUUCUGAGCAGACAUGGUUAGGAUUGCACUGUUGUUCAGAGAUGCUAGCAAGACCACAUCAAAGUUAGUAAAAGGGUUGAAUCCAGAGGAUUCCUGAACUAGCAGGCUGCCUUUCUGUAUUGAAAUUAGUCAAAAGACUCCUCCUACCUCAGCUUUCAGUGGCAGCAAUGUGGAAAGACCAGAGUGCACACAAAGUGUGUGCUAGAAAGCGGGGUUUCUCUUCCACAGAACCACAAGUUCAGAGAAAUACAUGUAAUGCAGUAGCUUAAAUUACCAGAGGUCUCAGAAAAGAGCUUUUUGUGGAACCUAGCAAAUAUUGUACGUUGGUUAAGUUAUUAAGAACAACCCUUACAAGUGAUUGUCAAGCUCAGUGGUCAACGCUGCACCCCAAAAUCAUUGGUGUGUGCGCGCGCCGGGGAAAUACAACAUGGGUAAGGUAUGCAAUAUGCUAUGUCCCUUAAAGUGACAAGAUGGGGCAACCGCCAUCUGGAGAUUCUAAGGAGGGAUUGUUUUGCUUUUAGUGGACCUUCUAGCUAGCGAUCAUAGGAAGCUUUUUCAUACUAGAUCAGCCUGUUUGUCUUUCGGGAUUAGCAUUGCUUGUUCCAAUAGGCAGCUGAGACUUCUGAAUAAGAAGCAUGUGCUGUACCACUGAGCGUUGGCCUCUCUCCUCUUUCCUAGGCAUUGGAAAAUGUAGCUUUUUGCUUAAGUGUGACCAGCUUUGGAUGCUCUCUGCUGAAACGGUUGUAUUUUGAAGCUUGGCUUGCUUAGCUUGUGCAUGGUAUAGUAUGUUAUGGCCCCUGCAGAAGUGUUCUGACAGUUUCCCCCACCUUUUCAUCAUUAAGUUGUUCCAAGAUUCCUACCCAGUUUAUUAUUAAGGAAACGGGAAGUACCAUAUGGGACACACAGGCAGGAUCUCUGAAUGGCUGCAAUUAAUGCUGAUAAAGCUCAGUUUUGCUUCCCUUUCCAAGCUUCCUGAAUCUUGGAAUUUAAAGUGGGGCUGAGAAACCUGUGACCGUUCAUAUGUUGUUGAACUCAAAACUCCCAUCAGCCACAGCCAUCAUGGCCGAUGGCCAGGGAUGAAAAGAGCUGGAGUCUAGUAACAUCUGGAGGAGGCUGCAGGCUCCCCAUCCCUGAUUUAAAGUAUAGGGGAGGUAAUAGAUUUUUCUCCUGUUGCAAAUGAGAGGUCAGAGUAUUCUAGAGUGAGGACUGUGGGGGUGGCAGCAGAGAUGAGUGGCAGGCCUGUGUUGUGCUGCCCUUUCUCUGAUCUCUUCCAGGAAGUGCUGCUGCUGCUAGCACAGCAUCAGAUAUUAUAAUAAACACAGGGUAGGGGCUGUUCUUUUUCAAGCAUUCCGGCCCUCUCUACAUCUUCAGAUCACAGAGUCAUCAGGGAAGAGAAGCAUCCAGAUGACCAGCUCUUCUGACUGUCCGCACUUGAAACUUAGCAGAACUUUUUUUGGUAUUAAGUCAACGAAAAGCAGAGCUCUGGGCUGGGCUGGGUAGAGCAGGGGCAUGACCGAUGAAUUCCUCGCGCUGCCAUUUAUCCUAUGAGAAAACAGCAAGAGUUCCUGGAAGUGUCCGGGCUGCUGUGUCAAACUGCAGAAAUGGCAGUGCUUGCAAGCCUUCUGCCCGUACUGACUGUUCUCAUUUAAUACAGAUGACAGUUGCUCCUGGCAUGCUGCAGGGAGCCGCAGUUUAUCACAGCGUGAUCAGGCAAAGCUGUUGCAACUUCAAUUUACACAUAUCUGCAGUCGCUGUCGCUUGCGUUACAUCUGCUUGACCGGCUGCCCUUUUCGUGUUGCAGCCUCCAGUCCCUUCUGAUUGAAAUCCCAGGCUGAUGGAUGAGCUGCUGUGUUUCAGUGGCACAACCAUGCCCUUGGAGCGUUUCAGGAAGCUGUGAGAGAUUAACUUGAACAUUUUGCAUCACAGGGUGUGACUGCUGCCCCUUUCCUGGGGACAGUGUGCUUCCUAAUGGAAUAUUUACGAGCUCUCAUCCAUCACAUUGCGGAGAGCAGGGUAUGAUCGUGAGCCAUCAAACCCCAUCUGUGAGGGUGGAAUGGCUAGCUAAUCCUCUUUCGAGCAAACAUAGUGGCAGAUGCUGCUAUCGAUACAGCCCACUUGGCGGUCAGCAAACAUUGGUAGGGUGAACUCCCUGGGAUGUGGUGAGAGAAGAAGCACCACCGGACUCUAUUUGUUCUGUCAACAUGGUGCCCAAGUAGGAUAGUAUCAUGGUUUGUGAUCUAAUUAUAUAUACAGAUUUACCAGGUUCCUGUGGUAUGCCAGCUACAACCGUUCCUGGAUAAGGAUAGGUUAGCCACAGUGACCUGUGCACUGACAGCCUCAAGAAUGGAUUACUGUAAUGGACUCUUUGGGGCAGCUCCUAGAGCUGGUUUGGAAGCUGCAACAGGUGCAGAAUGCAGCCCCUCCAAGUGUCCCUGAAGUGCCCUGGCCCAGUAUACAUGAAGGAGCGUCUCCACCCCCAUUGUUCAGCCCAGACACUGAGGUCCAGCUCUGAGGGCCUUCUGGUGGUUCCCUCACUGAGAGAUGUGAGGUUAAGAGGGAACCAGGCAGAGGGCCUUCUUAGUGGCGGCUCGCGUCCUGUGGAACGCCCUCCCAUCAGAUGUCAAGGAAAUAAACAUCCAUCUGACUUUUAGAAGACAUCUGAAGGCAACCUUGUUUAGCGAAGUUUUUAAUGUUUGAAGUUUUUUUCUGUUUUUCAUCUGUUGGGAGCUGCCCAGAGUGGCUAAGGAAACCCAGCUGGUUGGGUGGGGUAUAGAUAAUAAAUCGUCAUCAUCAUCCCUAUUUUCCAAGGACAGUCCUGGAUUUACAGAAGCCAUCCUGGUUUUUGAUUUGAUCCUGGAAUGUCCCACUUUUCCUUAGGGCACCCCUAUUUUCAUUGGAUACCGUAGAUGUUGGAGGGUAUGAGAAUACAGUGGUUAGGUUGCUAACUGAAGCUUCUUGCUGCAUGCCAAUCGGGCCCCAAGUCAGUGUUCCUCUGUUGACAUAUAAAGCUACAACCAACUUGGGAGCUGGUAACCUGGGAAAAAACACUUCUUCUAAAUGAACCUGCCCAUUCAAUUAGAUCUUCAAAGGAGGACUUCCUGGCUGGGCCAUUAACUGCAUUAAUCCACCUUGCGGUAACCCAGCGUACUGCCUUGGCUGUGGUGGUGCCUGCUUUGUGGGAAAGCCGCCUCUCUGAAAUAUGGCAAGCACCUACAGUAAUGUGAUUUUGCCAUGUGUUAAGAACAUAUCUAUUCAACCAGGCAUUUUCUCAAUUGUAGCUAUUUCUCUGCCUACUGUAUUUGCAUACUGCAUCUUAUUUUGAUGUAAUUUUAUCGAAAGGUUUUAUAUUAAUACUGUACACGGCCUUGGAAUUUUGUUUUAAAUGAAGUACAUUAUAAAAAUAUUUUAAAAUAAAUAGUAUAAAUGCAGUUU